AGCCUAUUUGUUAGUCAAGUCCAAGAAGCUAUCCCAGGCAUAUCCACAAGUGAGGUAGAUAAAAGGAAAGAUCGACACUUUAUUAAAUGGUUGAAGAGUCAGGUUGAAUAUGAGGAUCCAGAUUAUCCCAUAUGGUUUCACGAAUUAGUUCAGGGUCCACUUGCAAAGGUCACCACAUCACCAAUGUAUUUCUCACGAGGCUUUACUUUUCAUACGUACGAGUAUGGUAAACACCGGGCGACCAGCAAUUAUGGAAUUUGUGUGAAAGGCGAAACCGAUUUCUACGGGAUCUUGCAGGAGAUUAUUGAAGUGGAAUUCCCUGGGUUAUUGAAGCUGAAAUGCGUCAUAUUCAAAUGUGACUGGUUCGACCCCGUGGUCAACAGAGGUGUUCGAUUUAACAAAUUCGGUGUAGUUGCUGUCAAUGGUGGAAGGAGGUACAACAAAUUCGAGCCUUUCAUAUUAGCUUCGCAAGCAGACCAAGUUAGCUUCCUACCAUACCCGAGGUUGCGAGAAUCUGGAAUAAGUUGGUUAGCUGUUAUCAAAGUUACACCCCGUGGACGAAUAAUCGGUGGAGAAGAACCACCUUUGCAAGAAGAACACAUCAAUGAAGUCGAAGAACCUGAACAACAAAUGGAAGACAUCCUACUCAUUGAUCCGCAUAAUCAUGAGUAUGAAGAUCUUCCCGACGAUACCACUGACGAUGCUGUUGAGGACGAGUUUAAUGAAAGUGAUGAUGUUUCUAGUGUUGAAGAGAAUGAUGAUGUAUCUGAAUGAUGAUGUAAUUUUUAAAAAAUAUUAUUUAUUUUCAGACUUGAUUAAUGCA
Molecule: messenger RNA, 823 nt
Organism: Raphanus sativus (radish)
Lineage: Eukaryota; Viridiplantae; Streptophyta; Magnoliopsida; Brassicales; Brassicaceae
Exons: 2
Coding region: 184-774 (196 amino acids)
Source: RefSeq, a predicted model, not a curated record